AUGGCGGAGAAAGGCGGUAAAGGGUCUGCUCUGCCGCGAGGGAAGGGCGUGUCGAAGUCGCCGGCGGGAAAAGCAGGUCCUUUCCUCUUCCCUCGUCCUCCGCCGCACGUUGGUAGAUUCAUUGCGGUAGAGUUUUCGGACUCGGUGACUCGGAAGUUUGCGGAUUAUGACUCGUUGGCUUGCGGAGCAUCACCGGUCUCUUGACUCUCCGAGAAUUGAGAUAUCCAUUCUUCCUCGGUGUAGAGAUUCAGGUUCUUGCGUCGAUCAUGAAAUGCACUUGGUUUGCAUGUGCUUUUCGCGAGGCCUUCUGCAUAUUGGAGGCUAUUUGCUCCUUUGAGGUUCACUAAUUGGGGAUGGAAGGUGUUUACAAUAUCUUCUUUCGGAUAUCGUCCGAGUUUUUGCCCGAGAUUUUGGACUUUUGGUUGCGCAACCAUUCCUCCCCACCUGUUCUUUUUCUGUGAUGAGUAUGCAUGAAUUGGUACUGCGCUCGCCCAGUUGAGUUUUGGGUUUGAAUCUACGAUUCUUCGAGAUGCACGCUGGAGGCUCAUCAGGCUCAAUACUGUAGUGAAAGGGAGCAAGAUGGAGAGCCCGGAUAGCUCUUAGGCCUUGGAACUGAGUUCUGACUCUUCCACAAUCAGAUUGAUCCUUACAAGUCAAUGCGCUUGGAAUCUCUCUCUCUCUCUCUCUCUCUUUCUAUCUCCCUCUCUGUCCCCGAAAACUAUCACAGCUUAUCGAAUUAUGAACACCUUGAUCAUCAUGGAAUCGGAAAGAAAAAGAUGGGAGCUCUUCAAGGAGUAGGAGUGGAACCCAUAUUGAAUCUUUAUAUUCCGGUUCUAAUGCUUCGGCUCCUGCUUCCUUUCUCAACUUCCUUUCUCUUUUUUCGAAUUAUCAUCUCUCUGAACCUAUAGUCAACUCUAUGUUUAUAUGAUCACUGUUUCAUCCAUUUUUUUUUGGGUUGGCUUUUGACUUAUCAAUGUUCAUCGCUAAGAUUCUGUGAAGGACAUCUCGGGAGGUUCCUCAAAGGCAAGCAGAAAGGGUUCAUCUGCGAAUUCCAAGGCUCCCAAGAAGUUGGAGACCGACGGGAAGUCUCCCUUCGUAUCCCCUUCUGGGAAAGGUGACGGUUCAGAUUUCACUACUAAAAUUUCCCCGUUUCUUUUCCUGAGCCGAUUUUUUUUCCUAAUUAUUUAAAAAUAUUUUUAUGUUCUAGUCCAUGCACCAAAGUUCGACAUUAUCUAAAAGCUGUACGAGCUAUAUUGUGCAAGGCAUUUUCUUCCUUGGUUUACUGUUUGACUGAUGUCAGGUCUGAUCUUUAGGUGAUUGGGGCAAAGGGGGAGACACUGACAAGGCUGGGAAAGAUGGAGAGAGGGGAAAAUCGCCUAUUGCAAAAAUAUUGUCUGAGGUAGAAUUGAAGCUAGAAUCCGGUCAGUAAGUAAAUGGUCCAAAUGAAUUUUCCUCAUUUAUAGAUUUUUUCUUUUAAUAAUAGUUUUAUCGUUCUUAAGCUUCGAUGUGGAUUCCUUUUUCCCAUUUUUAUAAUUUUUCUGCUGGUUUUUUCUCAGACAAAGCUAAUUUAUGUAGAGAUUUACAGUUUUUGCUGUAUAUUUGGGAUGCAUCUUCUCUGAGGGAAGACAUCGAUCAUGGUUGACUUUAUCGUUCAUCUCAGAUCUCCCGAAGAACGUCAAAAUCCUGAAGGACUGUGAAGCAGCAACCAUCUUAGAGGGAAUCCAAGACCAUCUCCUGAUACUAUCAGAUGAUCCGAAGAUCAAGAUACCAGAGUGAGCCUUGUGGUUGUGUCAUAUUUUCAAAAUUAAACUGCUAGAGCGACCGAGUUUCAUCUUCUACCCAUUGACCAUACAUAUGAUCUUCCGUUGCAGGUCAUUUGGCAAGGCGCUGAAGUACACCCAAAAUCUUGCUCAACGCUAUACCAAUCCCCAGGAUGUGGCACAAGCUUUAGAGUAUCCGAGCCUAGCCUCAUAUGAUCAGUCUCCAUCCUUCCUCAGUAGAAGUCAAUGGCAAUCAUUUGAUGCGGGUAACUCAUCAACUAAAUAAGUUGAAUGCAUGGUAUAUGGAAUAAUUCAAAGUGGAAAUAUUGAUGAUAGUUUGAUAAUUGAAUCAUUUUUCCUACGAAUCGGUUUUUUAUGCUGUGGGAUUUGUUCUCCGGGUUCAAGAGAGAUCUUCCUAAAAACUUUGUUUCAUAGGUUUCUAAUGGAUUUAAGCUUUAAUAAAGUGAAUGAUCGAUGGCAUGAUUCAUGUGGAAUGUCGAUAAAAGUUAGAUAAUUCUAUCAUUUUCUUCACUUAUUGAUUAUUUCAUUUAUGCCGUGGAAUCUGGUCUGUGGGUUCAAGAGAGGUCUCUCUUAAACCCCCCCAUUCUUGAAUGGCUUUCUAAUGGAUUUAAACUUUAUAAAAAUAAACUAUUUAUGGAACAGUAAGUAUGAUCAAUAGUUUUUCUUCAUAUUAUGUGAUUGGCCCAUGUUCUAAUAGGUUUCCACCGAACUUCAACUUUAUGAAAUCAAUCAUCUAAAGAAACAUUCAAGUGGUCUAUUGAUAAUAUUUAGAUAAUUAAAUCAUUUUCAAGGCGUGUUGGUUAUUUUGGUUGUGGGUUCAAGAAAAAUCUUUUCUUAUGGAGGACCCUUGACCUCAAUUCAAGGAAACUGAAGAACUCUGGAGCUACUGAUGGAGAGGUGAGAAAAACCCUGCUCCUUCCCAAUCCCAGAUCAUUCUGAAACAGGCAAUUCCCAUCGAUCUUGAACUUCAUCUGUUGGCUCAGAUUUGCAUGAUCUCCAACGCCGGCCCUGAGACCAUAGACGAGGUCUAUGCUCUAGUUCCAUCCUUGAAGGUGAGAUCAAUUCCAGUUUUGGAAAGCCUCAUUGCACUGGGUCCUGGUCUGCCUAUCAGUGUCUUCUUCUUUCUUCUUCAGGACAACAGGGACAAGAACAUGGGGCCCAUUGGGGAGGCCUUGGCCGAGCUGGCCAAGCUGAAGCAGCCCAAGCGGGGGUGUUCUUGA
This is a messenger RNA of Spirodela intermedia, 3001 nucleotides long. Lineage: Eukaryota; Viridiplantae; Streptophyta; Magnoliopsida; Alismatales; Araceae. The record is from the annotation of a GenBank genome assembly.